Molecule: messenger RNA, 1189 nt
Organism: Trifolium pratense (red clover)
Lineage: Eukaryota; Viridiplantae; Streptophyta; Magnoliopsida; Fabales; Fabaceae
Product: proteasome subunit beta type-5-like
Exons: 6
Coding region: 92-1000 (302 amino acids)
Cellular component (GO): proteasome core complex
Molecular function (GO): threonine-type endopeptidase activity
Source: RefSeq, a predicted model, not a curated record
AAUUUUUUUUCUUCUCGUUGCUUCAAAAUCAACAGAUCUCACACUGCAACUCUUUCUUCUUCGCCAAUCGGUUAGGUCAUAUUCUGCAACCAUGAAGCUUGAUACAAGUGGUCUUGAAUCGUUCCCUUCACUGAUUUUACAUGGAAACGAUGUCGCCGGAGAAAUCUCCGCACCUCCAUCAUUCGACCUUCCCAAUUCCAACGAUUUCGAUGGGUUCCUUAAAGAAGCUAUUCAGAUGGUGAAACCCGCUAAGGGUACUACGACUCUUGCUUUUAUAUUUAAGGAGGGUGUUAUGGUAGCUGCAGAUUCUCGUGCUAGCAUGGGAGGAUAUAUAUGUGAGUGUUUAUCAACUCUUUUGUUUGGUACUGGUAGGGUUUUAUGUUACUUGCUUCUUAUUAAACAGUUUUUUUUUUUUUUUAUAGCAUCACAGUCUGUGAAGAAAAUUAUUGAAAUCAAUCCUUACAUGCUUGGGACAAUGGCUGGAGGUGCUGCUGAUUGCCAGUUUUGGCAUAGGAAUCUCGGCAUCAAGUGUCGCUUGCAUGAGUUGGCAAAUAAAAGAAGAAUUUCAGUAACAGGAGCCUCCAAGUUACUUGCAAAUAUUUUAUACUCUUACCGUGGAAUGGGGUUAUCUGUUGGUACCAUGAUUGCUGGAUGGGAUGAGACGGGUCCUGGUCUAUAUUAUGUUGAUAGUGAAGGAGGAAGACUUAAAGGCACCAGAUUCUCUGUAGGAUCUGGUUCACCAUAUGCUUAUGGUGUAUUGGACAGCGGGUACAAAUAUGACAUGUCAAUUGAGGAAGCUUCUGAAUUGGCUCGACGAGCAAUUUAUCAUGCCACAUUUCGUGAUGGUGCUAGUGGUGGAGUUGCUAGCGUUUACUACGUGGGACCAACUGGAUGGAAGAAAUUGUCCGGUGAUGAUGUUGGUGAACUUCACUACCAUUACAAUCCAGUUACCCCAAGCACCACCGUGGAGCAAGAAAUGGUUGACGCUGCUGCAGCUUGAUUCAAUAACUCAUAGAUAUCGUUGACUUUUCUGUACUUCUCUGCUUAUUUUGAAUCAAUUGCAUGGACCUGAUUUAUAUUCCAAACUGUCAUCAGUUUUAUGUAUACAAAAGUGCUGAUCUAUGCUCUGAUGUUGUGUAACGUGGAAUAGUUUAAAUGGGAAAAGCACGUCAAACGGAUAUUGCAUGCA